Messenger RNA from Budorcas taxicolor (takin), 3385 nucleotides. RefSeq names its product legumain (gene LGMN). Gene Ontology annotation, biological process: vacuolar protein processing. NCBI's taxonomy places the organism in Eukaryota, Metazoa, Chordata, Mammalia, Artiodactyla, Bovidae. The coding region runs from base 118 to 1419 and encodes 433 amino acids. Gene Ontology annotation, molecular function: cysteine-type endopeptidase activity. The transcript has 14 exons. The record is from RefSeq and is a predicted model, not a curated record.
CAGCUCAGCAAUCUGUGCCGGGAGGACGCGGGCGGCUGACUUCUCUGAGGCUGCGCACCGCGAGGAGUUCCCACGGUCCCUCAGCAGAUUUCUGCAGGGGAACCCCAAGGGGGCAGGAUGAUCUGGGAAGUCACUGUGUUGCUCAGCUUGGUCCUGGGAAUUGCUGCUAUUCCCCUGGAGGACCCUGAGGAUGGAGGCAAGCACUGGGUGGUGAUUGUCGCAGGAUCACAGGGCUGGGAUAAUUACAGGCACCAGGCAGAUGCAUGCCACGCCUACCAGAUCGUUCACCGAAACGGGAUCCCUGAUGAGCAGGUCAUCGUGAUGAUGUAUGACGACAUCGCCAACUCCCACCAGAAUCCCACCCCGGGAAUUGUGAUCAACAGGCCCAACGGCUCAGACGUGUACCACGGGGUGCCGAAGGACUACACGGGCGAGAAUGUCACCCCGGAGAAUUUCCUUGCUGUGUUGAGAGGUGAUGCAGAAGCAGUGAAGGGCAUAGGAUCUGGAAAGGUCUUAAAGAGUGGCCCCAAGGACCACGUGUUCGUUUACUUCACGGAUCAUGGAGCCACUGGGAUACUGGUGUUUCCUGACGAAGAACUUCAUGUAGAGGACCUGAAUGAGACCAUCCGUUACAUGUACGAACACAAGAGGUACCAAAAGAUGGUGUUCUACAUUGAAGCCUGUGAGUCUGGGUCCAUGAUGAACCACCUGCCACCCGACAUCAAUGUUUAUGCAACUACGGCUGCCAACCCCACGGAGUUUUCCUUCGCCUGUUACUACGAUGACGAGCGGGACACGUUCCUGGGGGACUGGUACAGCGUCAACUGGAUGGAAGAUUCAGACGUGGAGGAUUUGACCAAAGAGACCCUCCACAAGCAGUACCAGGUGGUGAAGUCCCACACCAACACCAGCCACGUCAUGCAGUAUGGGAACAAGUCCAUCUCUGCCAUGAAGCUGAUGCAGUUUCAGGGUCUGAAACACAAAGCUAGCUCUCCCAUCUCGCUGCCCCCCGUCAGUCGCCUUGAUCUCACUCCAAGCCCCGAGGUGCCUCUCUCCAUCAUGAAAAGGAAGCUGAUGAGCACCAACGAUGUGCAGGAGGCCAGGCGUCUUGUCCAGAAGAUUGACAGGCUUCUGGAGGCCAUGAACAUCAUUGAGAAGUCAGUGCGGGAAAUCGUCACCUUGGUCUCGGGCUCCGUUACCAAGGUGGACAGGCUCCUGUCCCAGAGAGCCCCGCUCACAAAGCACGCAUGCUACCAGAAGGCCGUGUCGCACUUCCGCUCACACUGCUUCAACUGGCACAACCCCACGUAUGAGUAUGCUUUGAGACGUUUGUACGUGCUGGUCAACCUUUGUGAAAACCCUUAUCCAAUUGACAGAAUAAAAUUGUCCAUGAACAAGGUGUGCCAUGGCUACUACUGAAACACUGCCUCCUUGAAGCUUUACUGAAUGUGAUCACCGUCCCUUAGAAUGUGUGCUAAUCAGACUGGACAGCUGGAGCCUGAGGGAGGCUCCGCUCCCCCAGCCCAGCGGCUGCGUCCUCCCAGGAAUGCCGUCGGGCCACCGGAGCCACGCUCCAGGCCUCUCCCAGGAUGGCUUGCUCACCUUUACCUACUUCCCCCAGCACCUACAGGUCCUGUCUGAUCCUCUGAAAAGCCCAGAGAUUUGGGAAGCUCUGUGUUGAGAAGGGUGUAUUUGCUUUUUAAGAGGGUGUUUUGCCCAUGACGUUUAAGGAGUGAGAAGUUCACUGGGACGUCUGUAGCCAGUGAAAGAGUCUUUGUUCUGUCGAAUCUGAUGUCAGAACCUCUUAAGUCUUCAAAUGAUUUUCUGGAAGAGGGACAUAAAUUUCUCCAAAUGGAAAACUAUUUUUAGAAAAUAGCAUAAUUUUGGAUUGUUUUAUAUUUUAUUUGGCAGUAAUGGACAGGUCUAAAAAAUAAAGAUUUAUCACUGAACCUGAGUAUUAAUUUCAGGUCCCUGACGUUUUCAUUUAUGUUCCUGGCCCCUCCUCGUGGAGCCCUCCCCCUGUCUGUCUGUCUCCUAUCCCCUUCCCCAUCCCACUGGUUGGCUUUUCCUGCCAGCUCCCCUCUCCCCCAGCUUCCUGUACUUUUCAGCCUCCUGUGCCUUUGUUCCUUGCUGUGCCUUGUGCCCUGGAGUGCCUGCCCCUCCAUCUGGCCCAUCCUCAAGGUGUAUCUGAAAGUGCCCUGUCUUCCUCAACUUCCUACUCCUCUGUCUGUUGGCGUUUGCACUUCCCUUGGGUCUUUUCCAGCAUGUGUUGGGGUCUGCCAUAUACACUGCACACGGGGUCUGGGAGGUUAUCUUUGAGGGCAGAGGCUGCCUGUGUUACCCUUGUUUCUCUUGGCCUGGUGUCCCACAAGGGGUGACACCCACCCUAGCUUUGUGAAAGACAUUUAAAAGGAGCACUAACUCUCCCCGGGCAGUAGAAUAUUAUGCAGCAACAAAAAAGGAUGAAGCUCUGAUACAGCUCCAGCACUUAGCCCAGGAAAAGCAGCCAGUUACCUAAGACCCCUGUAUUACAUGAUUCCGUUUGUAUUUAAGGUCCAAAAUAAACAAGUCUAUUGAAACAGAAAAUAGAUGCAUGAUGCUGGGAACUGGGGAGGGGAAAUGUGGAAACAGUCAGUGCUAAUGGGGGUGUGGAUUAUUUGGGGGGUGAUUAAAAAUGUUUGGAAGCUGAUCGUGAUAGUAGUUGGUUAUGCAACUCUGAAUGUACUAAAACCCAGUGACUUGUACACAACAAAUGGAAUGAUAUGGUUUGCUAAUUAUGUUUCAGUAGCAUUUUUAAAACUAAGCCAUAUAGCUAGAUGGGCUGUUUUAAAUAGAAAGAAAACAAAGAAAAAAGGAACACUAAACCAGGACACUUGUGACCACCUGUGUGUACAUGAUGUCUUCUUUAGCAGUGGCAGAUGCCUUUAAAGUUUGGAGGUAGAGACUGAAGGCAGAGAUAUUGUCAAACAGGGUUAAUUCCAGGGUGAUGCUUCUGUUUCUAAUGGGCCCGUUUUUAAUCAGGUUAUCCUUUCUCUGAGAGGCUGUCUUAAUAUAGUCAAUCGCAUGACCAGGAUAAAGAACUUUUACUGUCCUACAAAUCUAGGGGAGCUUGAGGGUUUUAAUAAGUAGAAGAAGCAUAUGGUGUUUAAAUGUUUAUCACUAAAGCUCAAGAACGGGCAACCCUGAGGGCUGACUGAUGUUCAAAAAGCAGAAUUUUUAAAAGGAGUCUCUUAAAACACCUCAAGAUUCAGGUAGGAAAAACUCCGUUCUUCUCUUUUCUAGAACCGUUACCUACGCUUAUAACCCUGCUUCCCUCUCUUUCUUUGUCCUCCCUGUAGAACAAAAAUAUAUUUAACUACUUAACAAGUGCAGAAACUUGAAUGUU